Molecule: messenger RNA, 721 nt
Organism: Symbiodinium natans
Lineage: Eukaryota; Dinophyceae; Suessiales; Symbiodiniaceae
Source: the annotation of a GenBank genome assembly
GUGCCCCAGCGUCGUCACUGCUGCAGAUCCGCCAGCAGACGCAUUGUCCAAGGAGCGCGAGGAGUGCGACUACUACCCGUCCACUUCCUGGCCAGAUGCUCAACAGGAUGUCCUCAGAGACACGGAAGGCUCAACUUCCACUCCACACACACUCGAGGGAGAUCUGGAAAGCGAUUGCGACGGGGACGUCAGUUGGUGCAACGAGAAAGUGUUACAAGACAAGGUGCAGCAGCAGAAUGCCGAGCUCACAAGGCUGCGGCGCGAGAUCGCCGUGCUGAGGUCGCACGGAGCGAAUCCGCCUGAUGUGCAGGAGCUCUUGCAGCGCGCAAAGCUCUUCGUACAGGCCAAAGACUCUGCCAAAGACCUCCAGGAGCCGAAGGAUUUGCAGGACAAGGUGCAGCAGCAGAAUGCCGAGCUCACAAGGCUGCGGCGCGAGAUCGCCGUGCUGAGGUCGCACGGAGCGAAUCCGCCUGAUGUGCAGGAGCUCUUGCAGCGCGCAAAGCUCUUCGUACAGGCCAAAGUCAAGGACGUGCCGAAGCAUCUGCUGCCGCACUUCGCCACACUUGGACUGGAUCCGAAUGCCACAGCGGACGCUGUCAGGAAGCGGUACAGAUGGAUGGCAAUACAAUGCCAUCCGGACAAGUGCAGCCGGAAAGACGCCACCAAACAGUUUCAGGAUCUCGUCGUGGCGUACGAGGCAGUCGCGAAGCACUUGGCAUAA